Messenger RNA from Symphalangus syndactylus (siamang), 4726 nucleotides. RefSeq names its product methylenetetrahydrofolate dehydrogenase, cyclohydrolase and formyltetrahydrofolate synthetase 1 (gene MTHFD1). Lineage: Eukaryota; Metazoa; Chordata; Mammalia; Primates; Hylobatidae. Gene Ontology annotation, molecular function: formate-tetrahydrofolate ligase activity; ATP binding; methenyltetrahydrofolate cyclohydrolase activity. Gene Ontology annotation, cellular component: cytosol. Gene Ontology annotation, biological process: tetrahydrofolate interconversion. The record is from RefSeq and is a predicted model, not a curated record.
CCGACCUGUUAGCUCUCCGUUAGUUAAGGGACUCAGGUCCUUCCGAACUGCGCAUGCGCCGUCGCGUCUGCGGGGGUGAGAAGCGGACAGGGGCGCAGGCGCAGUAGUGUAAUCCCCCUGGCCGGUACCUAAACACGUGGGUUGGGUUGUCCUGCUUGGCUGCAGAGGGAGUGGAACCUCGAUAUUGGUGGUGUCCAUCGUGGGCAGCGGACUAAUAAAGGCCAUGGCGCCAGCAGAAAUCCUGAACGGGAAGGAGAUCUCCGCGCAAAUAAGGGCGAGACUGAAAAAUCAAGUCACUCAGUUGAAGGAGCAAGUACCUGGUUUCACACCAGGCCUGGCAAUAUUACAGGUUGGCAACAGAGAUGAUUCCAAUCUUUAUAUAAAUGUGAAGCUGAAGGCUGCUGAAGAGAUUGGGAUCAAAGCCACUCACAUCAAGUUACCAAGAACAACCACAGAAUCUGAGGUGAUCAAGUACAUUACAUCUUUGAAUGAAGACUCUACUGUACACGGGUUCUUAGUGCAGCUACCUUUAGAUUCAGAGAAUUCCAUUAACACUGAAGAAGUGAUCAAUGCUAUUGCACCCGAGAAGGAUGUGGAUGGAUUGACUAGCAUCAAUGCUGGGAAACUUGCUAGAGGUGACCUCAAUGACUGUUUCAUUCCUUGUACGCCUAAGGGAUGCUUGGAACUCAUCAAAGAGGCAGGGGUGCCGAUUGCCGGAAGGCAUGCUGUGGUGGUCGGGCGCAGUAAAAUAGUCGGGGCCCCAAUGCAUGACUUGCUUCUGUGGAACAAUGCCACAGUGACCACCUGCCACUCCAAGACUACCAAUCUGGAUGAGGAGGUAAAUAAAGGUGACAUCCUGGUGGUUGCAACUGGUCAGCCUGAAAUGGUUAAAGGGGAGUGGAUCAAACCUGGGGCAAUAGUCAUCGACUGUGGAAUCAAUUAUGUCCCAGAUAAUAAAAAACCAAAUGGGAGAAAAGUUGUGGGUGAUGUGGCAUACGACGAGGCCAAAGAGAGGGCGAGCUUCAUCACUCCUGUUCCUGGCGGCGUAGGGCCCAUGACAGUUGCAAUGCUCAUGCAGAGCACAGUAGAGAGUGCCAAGCGUUUCCUGGAGAAAUUUAAGCCAGGAAAGUGGAUGAUUCAGUAUAACAACCUUAACCUCAAGAUGCCUGUUCCAAGUGACAUUGAUAUAUCACGAUCUUGUAAACCGAAGCCCAUUUGUAAGCUGGCUCGAGAAAUUGGUCUGCUGUCUGAAGAGGUAGAAUUAUAUGGUGAAACAAAGGCCAAAGUUCUGCUGUCAGCACUAGAACGCCUGAAGCACUGGCCUGAUGGGAAAUACGUGGUGGUGACUGGAAUAACUCCAACACCCCUGGGAGAAGGGAAAAGCACAACUACAAUCGGGCUAGUGCAAGCCCUUGGUGCCCAUCUCUACCAGAAUGUCUUUGCGUGUGUGCGACAGCCUUCUCAGGGCCCCACCUUUGGAAUAAAAGGUGGCGCUGCAGGAGGUGGCUACUCCCAGGUCAUUCCUAUGGAAGAGUUUAAUCUCCACCUCACAGGUGACAUCCAUGCCAUCACUGCAGCUAAUAACCUCGUUGCUGCGGCCAUUGAUGCUCGGAUAUUUCAUGAACUGACCCAGACAGACAAGGCUCUCUUUAAUCGUUUGGUGCCAUCAGUAAAUGGAGUGAGAAAGUUCUCUGACAUCCAAAUCCGAAGGUUAAAGAGACUAGGCAUUGAAAAGACUGACCCUACCACACUGACAGAUGAAGAGAUAAACAGAUUUGCAAGAUUGGACAUUGAUCCAGAAACCAUAACCUGGCAAAGAGUGUUGGAUACCAAUGAUAGAUUCCUGAGGAAGAUCACAAUUGGACAGGCUCCAACGGAGAAGGGUCACACACGGACGGCCCAGUUUGAUAUCUCUGUGGCCAGUGAAAUUAUGGCUGUCCUGGCUCUCACCACUUCUCUAGAAGACAUGAGAGACAGACUGGGCAAAAUGGUGGUGGCAUCCAGUAAGAAAGGAGAGCCCGUCAGUGCCGAAGAUCUGGGGGUGAGUGGUGCACUGACAGUGCUUAUGAAGGACGCAAUCAAGCCCAAUCUCAUGCAGACACUGGAGGGCACUCCAGUGUUUGUCCAUGCUGGCCCGUUUGCCAACAUCGCACAUGGCAAUUCCUCCAUCAUUGCAGACCGGAUCGCACUCAAGCUUGUUGGCCCAGAAGGGUUUGUAGUGACGGAAGCGGGAUUUGGAGCAGACAUUGGAAUGGAAAAGUUUUUUAACAUCAAAUGCCGGUAUUCCGGCCUCUGCCCUCAUGUGGUGGUGCUUGUUGCCACUGUCAGGGCUCUCAAGAUGCACGGGGGCGGCCCCACGGUUACUGCUGGACUGCCUCUUCCUAAGGCUUACAUAGAGGAGAACCUGGAGUUGGUUGAAAAAGGCUUCAGUAACUUGAAGAAACAAAUUGAAAAUGCCAGAAUGUUUGGAAUUCCAGUAGUAGUGGCCGUGAAUGCAUUCAAGACGGAUACAGAGGCUGAGCUGGACCUCAUCAGCCGCCUUUCCAGAGAACAUGGGGCUUUUGAUGCCGUGAAGUGCAGUCACUGGGCAGAAGGGGGCAAGGGUGCCUUAGCCCUGGCUCAGGCCGUCCAGAGAGCAGCACAAGCACCCAGCAGCUUCCAGCUCCUUUAUGACCUCAAGCUCCCAGUUGAGGAUAAAAUCAGGAUCAUUGCACAGAAGAUCUAUGGAGCAGAUGACAUUGAAUUACUCCCCGAAGCUCAACACAAAGCUGAAGUCUACACAAAGCAGGGCUUUGGGAAUCUCCCCAUCUGCAUGGCUAAAACACACUUGUCUUUGUCUCACAACCCAGAGCAAAAAGGUGUCCCUACAGGCUUCGUUCUGCCCAUUCGUGACAUCUGCGCCAGCAUUGGGGCUGGUUUUCUAUACCCCUUAGUAGGAACGAUGAGCACAAUGCCUGGACUCCCCACCCGGCCCUGUUUUUACGAUAUUGAUUUGGACCCUGAAACAGAACAGGUGAAUGGAUUAUUCUAAACAGGUAAGUUGUUACUGGGUAAGGAUUUGGCUUUUUUCCUCAUGUAGCUUAUUUAUGAAUUGUAGGGCUCAAACUGAUGCUAUAAAAAUUCACAUUCUAAUGCUUUCAAAACAUUUCUUUUCAGACUUCCCUGAGGGGAGAGGGGAUAGGAAUGAGAGUUGGCAAUAACCAAUGAAUUGAAAUAUAUUUCAACACAUUUUUGGAAGAAGCGCAGCAUGGCUUGUCACAGGUUGACAGUGUAGGGGAGAAAGCUGCUGUCCAAUAAACUACAGAGGAAACUAUAGGAGAGGUUAGACUCCCUCUGCUGAAGCCCCAGGAGGCUUGGGGUUCAGAGUUGAUGACACAUUGCAGGUCAGGAACAACUAACAGUCUGUAUACUCUGAAUAGGUAGUUAGAAGGCAAGAGUUAGCAAAUGUCUUAGGAAGUAUAAUAGAAAAGAGAAGGAAACAGGACCAAUCUGGCAGUUCUUAGGGCCUUAGGUGAAAGGGCCCUGAGUACCGACUGCAAUGAGUGACACUGCAUUGUUUGAUAUUUUUGAAAUUUCAACAGGACAUGUCUCUCCUUAGGCAGACCCUUGGGGCUGAAGCAGCAAGUUGCAGUGUGCACUUAUAUCCCUAGACACAUCCUGUUGAAAUUUCAAAAAUAUCAAACAUGAAAAUCCUAACAUCUUUCUCCAGAGAAGAAAAAAGUGGCUUGCCUAUGAAAAAAAUGAGAACUAGACUUAACACCCGUCUUACUGGCAAUAAGAAGCUUUUAGACAAUGGAGGAGUGUCCUGUAAGGUCACAGGGAAGAUUACUUUCAACAUGUGCUCACACCUAGCCGAAUCUAUCUGGAUGUUUUCAUACAUGCAAGGGUUUGCCACCCCACUCUCUUCCUAAGAAGUUAUUUAGCAAUGUACUUAGCGAAAUGAGGAAUUAACCAAGAAAAAAGAAAGACGUGAGUUUUGGGAAACUGAACCCUCAUUUGGACAUUAGCGAAGGGGCAUUCUGACAACCAUGCAAAUGACCUGAAGUUACAAAUCCUGUGUGGAACAGGUUGGGGGACCACCUGAGAAAAACUAGAAAAAGCUAGAAAAGACAAGGAUAUCAAAGGGUCAUAGUACAAAACAAAAGCUCUUGCAUUCUUUGAGAAAGUUAAGGUCCAAAUAGAAGCAAACUGUAGUUUGAUGCUAGAACACUAUUCUUUGAGAGGGUACGUGUGAUACUCGAAAUGCAGUCAUGGCUCACGGCUUGGUCUGGUCUUGAACAGUAUUCACAUAGUACUAUGGAAAUACCAUGCAUCAUUUUCAAGUCCAUUUAUGGACAUGCCCUAGAAGAGCUGGUGGCAGGAAAGGAUGUAAAUGUUAACAGCUUUGGCAAUGUGAGUGGGUAAUGGUGCAGUAUGGAAAGAACAGGAAACAUUUCAGUGCUUAGAGAAAACAUUUAUUUCUUGUUUUUCCUUCCAGAUCAUCAUCCAUCUUCAAGAAGCUACUUUGAAAGUCUGGCCAGUGUCUAUUCAGGCCCACUGGGAGUUAGGAAGUAUAAGUAAGCCAAGAGAAGUCAGCCCCUGCCCAGAAGAUCUGAAACUAAUAGUAGAAGUUUCCCCAGAAGUCAUUUUCAGCCUUAAUUCUCAUCAUGUAUAAAUUAACAUAAAUCAUGCACAUGUCUAUUUACUUUAGUGACGUUCCACAGAAUAAAAGGAAAUAAUUUUGCCA